AUGAGCAAGCCUACUGAAGUCAAUAUCGCCUAUUGGCUCUGCAUGAACGUCAACUGCAUAAAGCAGAACGAUAUUGACUGCAAGAGAUGUGAAGUGUGCAAAGCCGAACUUGCAAAGGGAGCAAAGGCAUUGGAUGCUGAUAUUGACGAUAUUGGGGAAUGUGAGGGGAUUGAUUCAAAUGGGAAACCAGUCUGGAACCUUCACGAGGCAAAGACUGUGGACCUUUGGGAGGCGAGGGCCAAGAGCACAUAUGGCUGGGAUUAG
Molecule: messenger RNA, 264 nt
Organism: Fusarium subglutinans
Lineage: Eukaryota; Fungi; Ascomycota; Sordariomycetes; Hypocreales; Nectriaceae
Exons: 1
Coding region: 1-264 (87 amino acids)
Source: RefSeq, a predicted model, not a curated record